Molecule: messenger RNA, 1965 nt
Organism: Plutella xylostella (diamondback moth)
Lineage: Eukaryota; Metazoa; Arthropoda; Insecta; Lepidoptera; Plutellidae
Biological process (GO): regulation of transcription by RNA polymerase II
Cellular component (GO): transcription regulator complex; PcG protein complex; chromatin
Molecular function (GO): RNA polymerase II cis-regulatory region sequence-specific DNA binding; DNA-binding transcription factor activity, RNA polymerase II-specific; protein binding
Source: RefSeq, a predicted model, not a curated record
UGAUGAUGAUGAUGGUUGCAGAUGUGCGAGUGGCUGUCCACGGCGGCGUGGUGCGACGUGCAGCUGGUGUGUCGCGGCCGCGUGUUCAGCGCGCAUAGAGCCGUGCUGGCUAGUGUCAGCGCUUUUCUGAGGAAAAUAUUGCUGUCAUGUCAUGAGGAGAUGGCACCGACGUCCAUAAUCUUGCCAGACUUUGACUUGAGAGCCAUGUUCUCUGUGCUUUAUUACAUUUACAACGGAGAGGUCGUCGUGCCGAGCUCCACCAUCGAGUCCUUUCUCGACAUCAUCGUUACUUUACAGAUCUUCGUCGAUAAGCAAAUAUUGACCAAAAUUCAAGAGAACUCGCCUGAUUUAGACGUCGAAUUCGAGAAAAUUUACACUAACAAUCCAGGUUUGGGAGAGAUGUAUAAUUCUAAAAGCACAUUUAAGCUUGGAUUCAGUUACGACGAAGGACUCGUAACGAUUAGGAAAGAGCGAGCGCAUAUCUCGCCGGCAUCAGUCGGCUGCGGUGAUCAGAAAGAUACUGUAUCUUGUGUGCAAGUGCAGCGACAGAGGCCUUAUUUAGAGAAUAUACAUUCGCGUCAGGAAGGCCGACAAAAGAAAUCUUUCCUACGUGAUUCAUUUACCGAGACGUAUCCUCGGAGCAGUCGCAGUAACGGUCCGGCGGGACGCGUGCCUGUAAUAUCAAACGAACCUUAUCUCGAUACCACAUCUGCGCAUCUGAUGAAUGCAAAUUGCAAAUCUACCCACUUGUUAACCCCUAAAUUGGAGCUAACAAGAGAAAAUCUGACACCGGUUGAAGAGGUAUUUUCUAAGUCAAAUAUGCCGAUGAUUGCUAGUGAUAUUCAAAGCUCUACAAGUUCUGUGGUGGGUGUCGAGCCUACUACCAACGAAGAGGUAUACUUAGCACUUCCGCCAAGCAAAGUCGAAAAGUCCGCAUUUGCAAAUGCCUCAAAGAUAUUGGAUAGCACUAGUGCAUACAGUUUAUCAGCAUAUUCAUAUAACAGUCUGAAAACUGCUUUUAACUUAGAACUAGCAGAAUCAGUAGAUACCGUUAAAGGACGAGGGAUUCAUAAAAGCAAUGUUGGCGCGAAAACUGCUAUUUCAAAUCAAGUUAUGCAAAGCCCUUGGUCUCCGCGUCUGCCCAUCAGCUACAGACCAUUUCGUAAAAAGCUACAACAAAAGGAACUACCAAAUGAUAAAAACAACAAUGUAGAGUCUGUCCUAACAGAGGUCGAUUCUAAAGAUGCGAGCGAAGCAAGGGUGAAAACCGGUGUUAUCGACACGAAACCUGCAGUGGAUCCUUCAAUAACCGAGUCGAAGUGCGAAGUUUGUAAACAAGUGUUCCCAGACCCUGCCACCCUUUCCCAGCACGCUAAGACCCACAGUGCCCCGGCCCGGUUCACUUGUACUGAAUGUGGGAAGACAUUCUCUCAACUACGGAACUACAAGUACCACAUGUCGGUACACCGGGGGACGAAAGAGUUCGCCGCCACUUGUACCGUGUGUGGAAAGUACUUCAAUGAUCGUGGCUAUUUGAGCAGCCAUAUGAAGAUUCAUAGAAAUCGGAAGGAGUACAAAUGCCAGCUUUGCCCCAAGUCGUUUAAUCAACGAGUGGCCUAUAAUAUGCACGUCCGAAUUCACACAGGAGUAAAACCGCACGUCUGCGAGCAGUGCGGCAAGGCGUUUUCCCGCAAGAUGCUGCUGAAGCAACACGCGCGCACGCACUCGGGCGAGCGGCCGUACGCCUGCACGCACUGCGACAAGCGCUUCGCCGACCGCUCCAACAUGACGCUGCACUUGCGCCUGCAUACAGGUGUAAAGCCGUUUUCGUGCACCCUCUGCCCGAAGUCUUUCACCAAGAAGCACCACCUCAAGUCCCACCUGAACUACCACACGGGGGCCAAGCCCUACUCGUGCCCGCGCUGCCACCUCGCCUUCACUCAGUCUUCUCUGAUGACGGUGUAA